AUGGAAAAGAAGCGGAAGAGGAAGCAGCAAGUGGAGCGCGCCAAAGAGCCAACGCCCAAACCGGUUCGUGUUGAUCCAACUCGAAUCGGCAAUGUGAAAGAUCCAUUCCCAUUUCACUUUCGACCCACCCCAGAAGAAUGCGAAGCCGUACGAGACACUCUCUUAGCCCUACACGGCAUUCCCCCGGAACUCGCCAAGUACCGCAAACUCCAACCACUCGAUGAGACGGUCCAACCGGAGCCACCCGAGCCCGUUCUCGACGGUUUGGUCCGAACUGUCCUCUCGCAGAACACUACUGACGCCAAUUCCCAAAAGGCCUUUGCUUCUCUCAAAUCCUCCUUCCCCACUUGGGAACAUGUUUUCGGUGCUGAGUCCAAGGACGUGGAGAAUGCCAUUCGAUGCGGAGGUCUUGCCCCGACUAAGGCUUCCUGUAUUAAGAACGUGCUGCGUUGUUUGCGCGAGAGAAGAGGCCAAUUGUGUAUGGAGUAUUUGCGAGAUUUGUCCGUCGAUGAAGUUAAGGCUGAGCUGUCCCUUUUCAAAGGAAUUGGUCCCAAAACAGUGGCUUGUGUGUUGAUGUUCAAUCUUCAGCAAGAUGAUUUUCCUGUUGACACUCAUAUAUUUGAGAUUGCAAAAACCAUGGGUUGGGUACCAGCUGUGGCAGACAGAAAUAAAUCGUAUCUUCAUCUAAACCAAAGAAUUCCAAAUGAACUUAAGUUUGACCUGAAUUGCCUUAUGUUUACGCACGGAAAGCUUUGCCGCAAAUGCUCCAGUAAAAAGGGUAAUCAGCAACGAAAGAAAUGUGACGAUAACUCCUGCCCUUUGUUGAAUUAUUGUAAAGAGUCAGAUUGA
Messenger RNA from Sphenostylis stenocarpa, 849 nucleotides. The record is from the annotation of a GenBank genome assembly. NCBI's taxonomy places the organism in Eukaryota, Viridiplantae, Streptophyta, Magnoliopsida, Fabales, Fabaceae.